Molecule: messenger RNA, 282 nt
Organism: Phytophthora infestans T30-4
Lineage: Eukaryota; Oomycota; Peronosporomycetes; Peronosporales; Peronosporaceae
Product: polysaccharide lyase, putative
Exons: 1
Coding region: 1-282 (93 amino acids)
Source: RefSeq, a predicted model, not a curated record
AUGCCGCUCAAUUCGCUACAAUUCAUCGCCCUGGGUUUCGCAUUCGUGUUGACGCGUAACGCCAUCAUCCAAGCCUCAAGCGUCACUGGCACACCUCCCGGUUUCGCAAUUGGGACAACGGGCGGCGGCAACGCGACGGCUGUCUAUCCUACCACUGCCUCUGAGCUCGCUUCGUAUCUUGGCGACAAUGAACCUCGCGUCGUCGUUCUGAGCCACGAGUUCGACUUCACCAACACCGAGGGUUCGACUCAGAGGUCGGAAAUAAUAAUUGCGAUUCAAUAA